This is a messenger RNA of Beta vulgaris subsp. vulgaris (sugar beet), 3441 nucleotides long. Its product is annotated as two-pore potassium channel 1. NCBI's taxonomy places the organism in Eukaryota, Viridiplantae, Streptophyta, Magnoliopsida, Caryophyllales, Amaranthaceae. Gene Ontology annotation, cellular component: plant-type vacuole membrane. Gene Ontology annotation, biological process: potassium ion transmembrane transport; stabilization of membrane potential. The transcript is spliced from 2 exons. The record is from RefSeq and is a predicted model, not a curated record. The coding region runs from base 2150 to 3214 and encodes 354 amino acids. Gene Ontology annotation, molecular function: potassium ion leak channel activity.
UGGUUGUUUAUGCUCAAAUUUAUCUGUUUAGUUAGAGAAAAGACUUGCUGUUGAUAGUGUUGCGUUUAGUUGUGGGCCUUGUGGCUCUUUCAAGACAAAACUUUCAUCAUUGUUUCACUUGAUUUUGGUCAUUUUAGUCUCUGACCUGUUGAAAGAAGUUGGUGAUUGGUAUAAAAACCCACGACCACCAAGACACCCAACCAACCCAGCCACACCCACGACGAGCUACACAAAUGACCACAAACCACUAUCCCUCAUGUCUCCCUUCUACCCCACCACAGACCAACCAUACUAUCGCUGCCACUCUUUCUCAUCUGUUCAGACUUCAGACAACAACAAGAAACAAUCACAACACCAUGGGGCAACAACACCAACGAAAAAUAGAGACAAAGAAACAUCAACACCAAUCCUCUCACAUCCUUUCUCUCCUCCCACCUCGCCUCUCUUCUUUCGCUUCAAUUCCACGAUCAUGCUGAUUAGGCAAAGAAUGAAGCGACCAUGGCCGGGUGGCUUGAGAUUCGUGGCUGGGUGUGGGGUUUUGUGUAGUGGUUUUGUUGUGGUCGUGGCAAUAGUGGGUAAAAAGGUGGAAGAGGAAGGGAGGAGAUGGUAGGUGGCGGACUAGCGGUGGUGAAGUAGAUGGGAAAUGGUGGUGAACUAGGUUUGAGUUGUUCUGUAACAACCCAUUCAACCAGUUACCGGUCAUAGAGAUCAAAGGUGGGAUUAUUAUGGAAUAAUUCAAAGGUGAGAGUAUCUUCGGCUAAUGAGCCAAAGGUUGGAUUAUUUCUGUCCAUUUUUCCUUGUUGGAUCGAUAUAUGAGCUUAUAACUCAGGAUUUAUCAUGGUUGUUAUAAUUUGCCUCCAUAAUAUUUACUGGAGGUAGGGGAUCAAAAAGAAAUAAAGCUUUUUUGUUGGGUUAGGAUCAUUUUUUUUUUAUUUUUUUUUUUAUAGAAAGGAGAGAUCUUAAGCUCAAAAGCCAACCAACAAACCGUUAGAAACACCAAUUCGCUAAAACAGCCACACCAGGCCAAAAAAGGUCCAAAGAGGACCUAAGAAACAUGGUUAAACAGAGAGUUCAACAAUCUAAUAUUGCUGCUCUUAGCACUCCUAAGAACAAUACUAAUGACUGUAUGAUAUUCCUCACCUUUGAUGCUAUCUAUUAGAUAAUCCGGAGCAUUUACAUAAUUGAGCCAACUAGCCAAAUUUCUUUGAUGCCAAGUGUGGUAAAAAAGAGCAGCAAUGCAACUCUGCACCGCUUGCCUUUUAAAACGACCCUGGUUGGAGUUGAGCCAGGUGUAACAAGCAGGAAUACUGGAAAAAUCAACAGAACAGUUGAGCUUAAUACAACAUUUUUUACUAUAGAGGCAAUCCAAAAACAAGUGAGUGCUGCAUUCAGAGUGAUCAUAACAUAGAGGACAAUUGUCCUGCUCAAGGACUUUAUAUCUCUUCAGAACAUCCAUGGUUCUCAGCCUGUUCCAACAAGUCAGCCACCAUGUAAAUUUGUGUAUUGGAACAUUGAAUCUGUUCCAAACCCAGAUGUGCCCGUCCACCCUUGAGUGUUGAGAGCUCAACCAGUCAUAUCCACUAGCCAUGGUGUACACUUCUGUAUUUACUUUCCAAGUAUUCUUCUAGUAACCAUCUUCGAACAAAUCUCUUGUCUUCCACACCUGCUGCCAGUCCCAGGUGGUAUCCUUAGGACAUUGGUACCUCUUCCAGUGGUGGUAUAUAAUCUCUUGAAUGAUCGUGUAAGCUAACCUGUCUAAACAUUCUUGUUAAGUGGUUAGACUGCUGUAAUACCAGAUAAUUUUGUCUUCUACAGCCACGUUAUCAUUUAUAAAAUGCUAAAGAAUAUGUUUUUAUGGUGAUCCCAAUGCAUUUGUGCCAGUAUGUGUUUGUCUUGUCUUUUCUUUUGAAAUAACAUUCGCUAAGAGUGAGAAUUAGUUUUUGCAUUUUACUUUUUGUUUGGAAGUGUGAAACCGUGACGAGUAAUUAUACUUCCAAGGUAAUGGAGAAAGUGGCUAUCCUGGUGUAUUCAACCGUUUUUUACCUUUCCCAAGAUACGAAAAUCAUUUGGAAUUGCAAUUUGUGAAGUUGAAUACUUGUGCUUUUGAUGCUAUGUAGGCAAUCAAUUAUUGUUACUAUUAACUUACCUGAUGGCCAGUGACAACUCAAAAGUUGUAUUGCCAGUAUCCUUUAAAUCUAUAAAGGAAAACUGCCGUCUUAAGGAUGCUGCGAAGAGAAGAAGAUUUCGCCGUGCAAGAAGUGCUCCGCUUGUCAGAGAGCAUACCGAAGAAGUGAAUGGCGAUGCUUCCGCAAUAAGUCCGGAACCCUCGUUGAAAAGUAUUCAUCCGAGUCUCAGAAAAGUUGCUGCAUUAUUGAUUAUUUACCUGAGUGCUGGGGUUGUUUGUUUUUAUCUGAUCAGACAUCAAAUCGCUGGUGAAAAGACAAAUGCUAUAAUAGAUGCUCUUUACUUCUGUGUGAUAACAAUGACUGCAGCUGGGUAUGGAGACUUAGCCCCAAGAAGUGACCUUGCAAAGCUCUUUGCUGUUGCUUACGUCUUCCUAGGGCUGGCUUUGGUUGGAUUGAUCCUAAGUGAGGCAACAGAUUAUCUUGUCGAGAAGCAGGAGGCGCUGCUUGUUAGAGCGUUUAGUUAUGAAGAACUUGGUCCUAGUGACAUUAUGAGGAAAACUCAAACAAAAAAAACCCAACAUAAAUGUGCCUUGGUUUUUGUUUUUCUCUUGGUAAUCUUAUUAAGUGGAACUCUCUUUCUCAGAUUUGUUGAGAAGGUGCGUUUUUUUGAGGCGUUUUACUGCGUGUGUGCUACCAUCACUACCCUGGGUUACGGUUCCCCAAGUUUCAGUUCAUUGGGAGGUCGUAUUUUUGGAGUCCUGUGGAUCUUGACCGGAACUAUGUUUGUGGCACAAUUUUUCCUAUGUCUUGCUGAAUUAAGCACUGAAAAGAGACAGAAGCAUCUGAUUGAGCGUGUGCUUACUAGACGUAUGACUAAUUUUGAUAUAGAGGCAGCUGAUCUCGACGACGAUGGAGUUGUUGAUGCUGCUGAAUUUGCUUUGUAUAAGCUGAAAGAGAUGGGCAAAAUUACAGAGGAAGAUCUUUCACUUGUAAUGGUAGAAUUUAAAGAGCUUGAUGUUGAUCAGUCAGGAACAGUAUCUGCUGCUGAUAUAACUUUGGCUCAGUCAUCUCCACGAUUGACAAAAUAGGCUUGUCAAGGGAAGGGACCUUGAUUUACAUACAAAUGUUCAGUAAGUUGUUCAGUGAUAGCAAUUUUACAUAGGUACUUUGGGCAUAGUUUCUAGAUUAUUGUGUUCUGGAAUUUGUACUGAACCACGCUUCAAUCAUGGUUUUCUUCAAAAGGCAUGAUUAUAAUCCACAUUGGAUCUAGCCUGCUGAAAUGUAUCCAAUAUAAUCCCAUGUGUAUUUAAUCUUA